Molecule: messenger RNA, 1352 nt
Organism: Schizosaccharomyces cryophilus OY26
Lineage: Eukaryota; Fungi; Ascomycota; Schizosaccharomycetes; Schizosaccharomycetales; Schizosaccharomycetaceae
Product: peptide N-glycanase
Exons: 5
Coding region: 297-1295 (332 amino acids)
Biological process (GO): protein deglycosylation; protein quality control for misfolded or incompletely synthesized proteins; glycoprotein catabolic process
Cellular component (GO): cytosol; nucleus
Molecular function (GO): peptide-N4-(N-acetyl-beta-glucosaminyl)asparagine amidase activity
Source: RefSeq, a predicted model, not a curated record
CACUUGCACUCCUCGUAGUAUGUGGAGUACAAGCUGUAUUUGAGCUAAACACCGCCAAUUUAACCAACAUCAAAGUUUUAACAACAAUUUGAAAUUAGAUUGUUGAAUACCAUAAAGACUAACUUAAUAUAUGUGUCCUCCGUAAAAAAAAAAUUGGUCGUUAAAACUUGUCAGUCGUACUUCUUUAUUCCAGACUUUGCUUUGCAAAUCCGCUCAUUUUCUAUCCUUUUCUUUUAAAUAUACAGUUAAAUUCUUUUUCCAAAAAAAACUGAACAGUUGGACGUAAAACUUGCACAAUGAAUUUUCAAGCGAUCACUGAGCGAUUUGUGAAUAUUAUGCGCCAAAAGGCUGCACAGCCAUCAGAUGCAUCCCGACCUCCAGAAAGCUUUGCAUUCUAUCAUCAGAUCAGACAAUUGUCCCAAGAGCCAUGGACUUAUGAAGAUUCGGAAUUGCAAGAUUUGGCCAUGUCCAUCCUCCCAUUAGAAAGGCUAUUUGAAGAAGCUACGAAAAGAGAGAAGGAAGGUGAUGGAUCAUGGAAUUAUCAAGAUUAUUUAAUUCAAUCUCUUCUUACCUGGUUUAAACGGGAAUUUUUUUCAUGGGUAAACUCUCCCAAAUGUGAAAGAUGCCAGUCAGAUACAAAUUUGGUAGGUGCUUGCGGACCAAAUUUAGAGGAGAGCUUCCAAGGCUGUAAUAACGUUGAAAUAUAUCAAUGCAAUUCUUGUUCUCAUCAACAGAGGUUUCCUCGGUAUAAUAAGGUUCGUCCUCUUCUUUUUUCAAGGAAGGGGAGAUGUGGAGAAUGGGCUUGUUGCUUUACCUUUUUAUGUCGUGCACUUGGUACCAGAACUCGCUGGGUUUGGAAUGCAGAAGACCAUGUUUGGACUGAAAUUUAUAGUUAUAAGCAAAACAGAUGGGUGCACGUGGAUUCUUGUGAAGAAUCGUUUGAUCAGCCAUUGAUUUAUGAGCAGGGAUGGGGGAAAAAAAUGUCAUAUUGCAUUGGGUUUUCAAUUGAUAGUGUUCGUGAUGUCUCUAAUAGAUAUAUUCGCAAUCCAGAGAAUGGCAACCCUAGAAACCGUUGUCCAGAAUCUGUAAUUGGGCAUGCUAUAAAAUUAUUAAACGAGGAAUUUCGUUCUUCUUUAAGUGAAAAGGAUCGAUCCAAACUUUUAGACGAAGACAAGAGAGAAGAGGAAGAAUUAUUGAGUUACAGAACGAAAGGAGAUGUUCCUUCUUCUGCUUUACCUGCUCGCCAAACUGGUAGCGAGGGUUGGAAACAUGAAAGAGGAGAAGCCGGUAAUUAAUCCUUGGUAUUUAGUAUUUAUUGUAGUAAUAUCUUAAUAAAAUCACAUAAAAAAUCA